UAACAGAAUAAAAGAGAAAUGUCUUGAUAAACAACGGGCUUUUUCAGGGAGUUUCGGGCUCCCCUCCCAAUGGAAAAGUGAAAAACUGGUCAAAAAAUAGGAAGUCGGCGAGAAGAAAAUGAAGGAGACGGUUUGUUAGUUUUUCCUCUAAAAUCGGGCGAUAAAGAACAAAGAAAAUGGACAGCACGGAAUACGAACUGGUGAGGAAUAUGACUCUUCUAUUUUUCUUCGAGAAAUUAAUGGACAAAGGCGGCCCGAGGACGCUGCACGACUUGAGCUGUCAGUUCGGGGCCAGGGGAUUCACAAAAGAGAUGAGACAAAUCGCGGGUGGGUCCCAGUCCGGCCUCAAAAAGUUUCUUUCCCAACACCCUUCCUUGUUCACUGUCGAGGGUGAUGUCGUUUACAUAAAUUCCUACAGCUUUUCAGCCGACACGACUGACCCCGGCCAGCCCGGCAAGAGGGAUUACGCCAAAGAAGCCGUUGAGUACUUUUCUAACAAGCUGAGACAGUACGGCGAAGGGACCGAAGUUCCCAUAAUGAGUCUGUUAGGGCACAGGUCUCAGGCUUCACCAGUCGUCAGGCAUAUAUCCGGGCAACAUAUCAAAGAGUUCAGAGACUUCCUGUGCCGCUACCCGGAGAGCUUUAUCGUCACGGAGGAUACCGUCAUGCUGAAAGAGUACGAGGGCAAAGAGCCGAGGCCUUUUCACGAAUUGAAGGAGGAGAAGGUUGACUCGGCGACGACGUCCAGACUUGUUGCUUUCUUCAAGCAGUGUAUAGAUAUGAAAGGUCCCUUAAUCGUUGACCAGUUGUUCCAUCACGUUGAGACUUUUUUCCAGGAGGAGGUCUGGUCGGCUCAGUUCAAAACACCCCAGGACCUGUCGACCUUCUUAAAAAUGCAUUCGAACCUGUUCAAUGUGCAGUCGAAUCUUGUCACGAACAUCUGCCAGCCUAAGAAUCUGGAUUGUACCUUAAACGCAAAAAAGGAGGCUAACAACAACGACAACAAUGUAAACAAUAACCAACUACCACUGAGUCCUCCUUCACCCAAGGAGGUCACCAACCACCUGAAGAACAUGUCAUUAAAGCAACGCGUCAACAGCCUUGUCAUGAAGACACUAGCAGAUAAUACGGAGAAAGACAGGAAUCUAGCGGCGAUGUCUGUCAAUGGGGAGAAUUGGAAAGCUAAAGUGUUACAGAACACCAAAGUGAUAGCGAACGUCAAAGAGUGUAGCAAUCUUGUCGACGAAUUGAUGAACAGCGGGGAGGCCAUAUCGUUCGACUGCGAAGGGAUCAAUUUGGGAACAAAGGGACAGUUGACUUUGUUCCAGAUCGGCGAUGCUCUUGGACAUGCGUAUAUUUUUGAUCUUGUCACCUGUCCCAAUCUCGUUGAAGCUGGUGGUUUAAAGAAACUCCUCUUGUCUCAGAAAAUCGUUAAGGUCAUCCAUGACUGCAGGAAUGACAGUGUCAAUCUUUACAACCAAUAUGGCAUUAUCCUUCAAAAUGUUUUUGAUACACAGGCCGCUCAUGCUGUCAUUCAGCUCCAACUGACUGGAAAACCAGUUUAUAAAGUAAAGAAUGUAAGCUUAAAUGCUUUAUAUGAACUUUAUGGUGCUCCGAUCAACCCACAAAAAGAGGCAUUGAAGGUGUUGUACCGGAGGGACCAAAGAUUCUGGGCCCGGAGGCCACUGACGAUGGACAUGCUCUUAUAUGCAGCCGCCGACGUCUUGUCCCUAGUGCCCCAUGUCUAUACGUCAAUGCUCAAAGGUUUGCGAAAGGACCUCGAACCCCUGCUCUGGAAGCUAUCGGAGGAACAGGUCCUGAUGCACAUCCGUCCCAACGAGGUAAAAGAGAACAAAAAACAGAGGAAGGUCGAGAGCGAGAUAUCUGACCUUAGGGCCAAGCUGGCCUCUUCGGGUCAGACCGGCAGGAGUAUUGUACUUAGCAACAGGGAAAUCCGUCUACUCAAGUGUAUUGAUUUGACUGUUGAAGAAAAAGACAAGUUAAAGUGGUCUAAUAAAGUUGCUAGAAAACUAGAAAAAUUAGAGUGCAAAAACAGGGAAGGUGAAAAUGAAAUGCUAAGCCUUGAUAGUAUAAAUAGUGAAAAGUCCACAUCGUCUGAAAAUUCUCUCUCAGGUGAACCGAAAAGUUUAACCGAGUCGAUGCAGUUGAUGGAUGAGCUCCUUUCCGACCCGGCGAUUGACAGACUGGAUAAAAUCGAAAGGCUGGAGGCACUGUUGACCAGUGCAGUGAGUGCCAAUUUAAGUGAUUUAGGAAACAGCUGCCACUGUUCGUGUCAUUCGAGUGUUCUCACUUCAUCCGUGGCAUGUCAGACGCUGUCAACAGGUGAUAUUGUGAUCACAAACGUCUUCUGUAAUGAUGAAGAGAAAAAUUCUAGGUCAAACGAAAGCCUGGUCUCUCAUUAGUAGCUCGACACUCGGAACUCCCACAGUCUUUAUUUAUUUUAUUGCGUUAUUUUAUUUUCUCGUCUAUAAUUAAUUUAUAGACUUGCAAAUAUGUUAUCUUUUACAGCUUUUUAACAAUUCGCAUUGCACAAAGUAAUAAAUAGUUAUUUUUAACUUGAAAAAAAGUUUUAUUACUUUGUGUUGAAAUGUUAGUUUAGGACGGGACCAAAGAUUAACUAAAGAUAUCAUAUGCUCAAUUAACUAAGAGUACAAUUUUAACACUUGUUUUUUAAAGACCUAAAACACACUAGAUUCAUUAAUUCUAGAAAUAAUUUGCACCUAAUUGAACUCUUAGAUUUUAUUAGACUGGAAAUUACUUUGGUCCCAGAAGUAAAUACAACUGCCACAUGACUCUUCUAGUGCCUAAACUGUUUUCCAGCAAUAAUGUAAUUUAGAUAAAAUGUAGUGCUUCCGUGUAUAUUUUUCCAGAGAGUAAAUGUACGUUUUUCUAUAGUAAUUCAUUGAAAAUUUUAAAGAAAAAUUUGUUGAAAGUUAAAAUUUUAUUUAUUAAAAACUUUAUUAUAAUUUGUCCUUUAUGAUGUUAAAAGGUGUAUGAAGUAAAAAAAUAUAUAUAUCAAAAUAUUUAAUUUUUUUGUCUUUUAAAGUUUAUUCUCCAUUAUUUAUGGGGUCUCGACUCACAUUUAUAGGAUCAUAUUCCAUCCAUAUGUUUAGUUUUAGAGAGUCCCUGUGGAUAUUGGUGAUCAAAAUUUGUUUAUAGCAUUUUUAUGAGAGGGUUAAAAAAAUAUUUCACCCCCUAGUUUUUUAAUGAUAUAGAAAAAAGAAAGAUCUAAUAAAAAUUAAUUCACCUUAAUUUAUUAAUUUAAUUAUAAAUUGUUUUAAAAUAUAAGGAUACUUAUUAGAAUUGUAACCUGACAAUAUUGAAUAUAUCGAAACUAUAUUUAUGUAAUUAACAUUUUGAAAGCUACUUUGUACUUCAUGUUGAAAAAUUGUUAACCUUACUACUUAUUGUUUGCAGUAAGAACAAAUUUAUUGUUUAAAAAAAGUAACAAAGAGCAGUAAUGAAUUUAUAUAAGAAACCUUGAUAGAAAAAAUUGUCAUAAUUUUCUAAUUUAAGCUAACAUAAAAACUAAAUGUGCAAUUUGUACUUACAGCAAUACAUAAUUUAUGAACUUUUCUUUGAAUAUCGAUUGUCGAACACAAAUUAAUCACAAUUAUUUUGAAAGAAAAGGAAACAUUGUGAUACGUAUUUAUAUUUUUUAAAUUUGUCACAAAAAUUGAAUAAAAUGCGCUUGGAAUGUUGUUCUGCCUUGUAAUAUUAUGGUAGUUGUUAGUAUCAAUUGAAAUUCAAGGGCACAGGCAGCACUAAUUUAUUUAUUAAUCUUUUCCCUCCAUAUUUUAUUUACCUGUUAUUUUCAUCAAGUUAUCAUUGUGAAAGUACCGUUAUAAAAUGGUUGUAUUGCAAUUUUUUUUUGUAGUAUUACUAAUUGUUUUUAUUUGGUGACUAACCAGAAAAAGUGUAAAUGGUUGUUAAUAAAAUAUCGUUUGGUAAA
Messenger RNA from Cimex lectularius (bed bug), 3973 nucleotides. RefSeq lists its product as uncharacterized. NCBI's taxonomy places the organism in Eukaryota, Metazoa, Arthropoda, Insecta, Hemiptera, Cimicidae. Gene Ontology annotation, biological process: nucleobase-containing compound metabolic process. Gene Ontology annotation, molecular function: 3'-5' exonuclease activity; nucleic acid binding. Bases 177 to 2423 code for a protein of 748 amino acids. The record is from RefSeq and is a predicted model, not a curated record. The transcript has 6 exons.